AUGACAAUGACAGAGGAUAACGAGUGGAUGAAGACAAUUCAGAAUGAAAAUGAAUACCUGAAAGAUCAGGUUAGAUUGCUCCGGGAGAACUAUGAAUUACGUUCGUUACUGAGUCAGCACUACGAAAACAGCCACGAAGGGCGAAUUGUCACUUCCCACCCUGCUCCCGUGUAUCCGAAUGCCCGUUCGCCAGGACAAGGAGCCCAGCCUCACAGAAGAGAUAUCAAGCCACUGGAGAGCCCAAGUCACCUACACCCUUCGCUGCUGCAGGAGUUCAGUUAUUCCCCUCUCCAUAUUGCAAAUGAGGAAGCAACUCUGUCUAGCCCCAAAGCCCAGGCAGAGGCUACAUUUAAGGGGAUUCCCAAUAAUCCCACUUUGUUUCAGCCUACACCUAGAGAGAGGAAACCAAUCCUGCUUUCCAGCACUUCCUGGACCACCAGGAUGGAGAAACAGCUGCCAGAAUCCAUAGACCUCUCAAGGCUGAAGAAAGUCUGCUUCACAGACGUGGCUUCACCUGGAGGAGAUAAGGCUCGUUUAUAUGGGAUGGCUCACCAGCAGCAUGGAAGUGUCCUCAAUGCACCAGACCCACUGAGUCAGCCCCAACCAUCGUCCCUGGGAGAAUUUGUUUCCUCAAAUCCCCUCAGCAUUUCACACAAGGAAGGGGCCCAGGCACAGGCUGUGUUUCCAGGAUACUUCAAAACACUGGAGCCAUUUCCCCCGGGAAUUCCCCCAAGGAAGCCAGUCCCCCUUAUAAACAAUGCACGGGACACAAUGGGUGAGAAAAUGUCCCUGGAUUCAGAAGAGAUGCACAGGAAAAAGAGAGUCUGGUUCUCAGAGACCCCAGGAGGAGAUGAGCCGCGGAAGCCCCAUACCUAUUAUUUAAACGAGUUGGAGCUGAACAGCAAGAAAAAUGGCCGCAUAGUGGGUGAGAUUGCCUUCCAGCUAGACAGGCGCAUCCUUGCUUAUGUGUUUCCUGGAGUAACGAGACUUUAUGGCUACACAGUGUCCAACAUUCCUGAGAAAAUCAAACAGGCCUCCAUGAAGUGCCUGGAUGGCUCUGUGGAUGAGAAAAAGCACCGAGCCAUGAUGCAGCGCUACCUGUCCCUCGCUGCACGCCUCGAGAAGAUGGGCUACAACCGGGAUGUGCACCCGGUGUUCAGCGAGUUCCUGAUCAACACCUACGGCAUCCUGAAACAGCGGCCAGACCUGCACUCCAGCCCACUCCACAGCAGCCCAGCUGAUCUGCGCAAGAUCGUGAUUGACAUCGUCCCGUCCAAGUUCCUUGGCGACACUUUGCUGCUGCUGAACUGUUUGUGUGAACUCUCCAAGGAAGACAGUAAACCUCUCUUUGCUUGGUAGUGGACCGUGCUCACCGUACCCCCGCUGACAAAACUAUCCUCCCAUAGACAUGAACUCUAACCAUGAGUUUUAAAUACAGACAUGGAUUUUUUUUUAUCUAUGUCAUGAGGCUCAGUCAGUGCAGUUAGCUCCAGCAGGAAUACUGUGUGUGUUUGUUUUUAACGUGAGAGGUUUCUAGAUUUUUCCCAUCCUCUUUUCUAUUAUCCUAUCCUAGCCUCUGUUCUGCUUCCAACAGGGAAAGCCAGCAGGCCAAAGGCAGUCACUUCCCCCUCCACCCAUCACACUCUUCCCCCCCUGAAAUGGAGGGAUCGACUUUGCACUCAAAGCUGGGAAAGCUUCCACCUGCAGUCACUGCAUGCCCCUGCUGUGGCCUGCUCCACAGUCAGCAGGAGGCGCUGUGACAGACACUGGGGAAGGGACUGAAAUCCAUCCUGCUUGUACGCACUCACCUUUCUGACUGGAAUGAAUAGUAAGAGCCAAACGGGCUGGUGCACCAGCCAUGCCUGUCCUGCUGCUGAAUGACUUUGCAUGCCCUCUUGAUGUUUACAGAACAAAACACAGUCCAAAAAGAGAGAGCAGGAGAGAGACGCACCAGGGUUACACAGCUGCCUUUGACUCCAUUGACUUUAGAGCUGCCGCCUUUUUCAGCUAGGGCUGGGGAAGCUCAUCUCAUUGUGUAUCCUAUGGGCCAGGAACCUGGCUUAGGCAGACCAUUAAACUGAGUUUAUGGCUGCUCUGAGCUGCAGGCCUGGUGCAUUGGGGACCUGCAUGUGUAAAUCACUGUUCACCUGGAAAGCAGCAAGCCCACUGAAGUUUUAGCUGGCAUUGGGGAACAAUGAUUACUGUGUUUGCUUUUGCAUAGCAAGUGCCUUCAGACCUGAUCCAUUCUUAGGAGAGUAGCCCUUGCUUCUCUGAGUAAUCCCAUUGGUAGGAAGGAGGAUUACCCACGUGAGUGAGGAUCGCAGGACUGCGUUCUUUAUUUGUGAGGUUUCUAGCUACUGCAGAGGGAUUCAACAUUAACAUGGGUCAGGAAUCCUCUAGUCCCCCUGAAGAGAGGAAAGACACCAGGGCUGUGACACUGGGAUCUGAGGAUGGGGGUGCUGGGAGAGGAAGUCACAGGGCCUCAACAGCAAUCCAAAGUACUCCCUCUGAGUAAGAAGAUCAGUCUGGUCCGAAA
Chelonia mydas (Green sea turtle) is the source of this 2536-nucleotide messenger RNA. Its product is annotated as speriolin-like protein. The coding region runs from base 1 to 1359 and encodes 452 amino acids. NCBI's taxonomy places the organism in Eukaryota, Metazoa, Chordata, Testudines, Cheloniidae. The record is from RefSeq and is a predicted model, not a curated record. The transcript is spliced from 5 exons.